CCCACAUAUUCAUUUCAGGAAGAUGCAAGUUGGCUAGGCACAGAGCUAGAUACACUUGAGAACCGAAGCAAGAAGAAUAGCAACGCCACAGACAAACUAAAAUGUUUUGAUACCUUAACUCUUUGGGAAAGCCUCUUUAAAACGUGGUUGUAUCGACGCAUUGUAUUCUAUGUAACUCGUACUACCCCGGUUGUACUGUAUGAUGGACUGGACGGUUAGCAGUCGGGCCCUAGUGUGGUGCAUUUUCACGUUACUGUGUAGUAUUGACCCCCUUCAAAUGAGUUUCUGCCGAGCCAGCACCGUCUCCCUCCCUGAAAGCCUGCUCUUUGUGUCCACCCUGGAUGGAAACCUACACGCCGUCAGCAAGAAGUCAGGCUCUAUCAAAUGGACACUGAAAGAAGAUCCUGUUCUUCAGGUCCCAAUGCAUGUGGCAGAACCAGCUUUUCUGCCUGACCCUAACGAUGGCAGCCUGUACUCUCUAGGAGGGAAGAACAACGAGGGACUGACGAAACUGCCUUUCACCAUACCUGAGCUGGUCCAUGCGUCGCCCUGCCGCAGCUCUGACGGGAUCCUCUACAUGGGUAAGAAGCAGGACCUGUGGUACGUGGUGGACCUGUUGACAGGGGAGAAGCAGCAGACCCUCACAUCCUCCUUUGCUGAGAUGCUGUGUCCCUCCUCCUCCCUGCUCUACCUGGGACGCACCGAGUACACCAUCACCAUGUACGACACCAAGAGUAGAGAGCUCCGCUGGAAUGCCACCUACUUCGACUACGCCGCCACGCUGCCUGACGAUGACACCAAAUACAAGAUGGCCCACUUUGUCUCCAACGGUGACGGGCUGGUGGUGACAGUGGACAGUGAGUCGGGUGAUGUCCAGUGGAUGCAGAAUUACAACUCCCCCGUGGUGGGCAUGUAUAUCUGGCAGCGCGAGGGCCUGCGCAAGGUGCCGCUCACCAACGUCGCUGUGGAAACGCUGCGCUACCUCACCUUCAUGUCAGGCGAGGUGGGCCGCAUCACGCAGUGGAAGUAUCCCUUCCCCAAGGAGAAGAAGCCCAAGAACAAGCUCAUGGCCACACUCUACGUAGGAAAGCACUCCACCAGCCUGUACGCAUCGCCCUCCCUGGUGCAUGAUGGGAUCACGGUCGUGCCCCGCGGCAGCAGCUUCCCCAUGCUGGAGGGCCCUAACAGCCAGGAGGUGACCGUGGAGGAGGAGUGUGUGAUCACUCACAGGACCAGCGUCAAAUUAAACGCUGCCCUGAGGGAACGCAACCACAUCAACUUCAUGAGGAACCACCUGCUCCUCAUAGGUCAUCAUGAGACGCCUCCUGAUGCCCAUAACAAGAUCCUUGAGAAGUUCCCUGACAGUAUCCCACGCCAGCAGGGCAAUGUCAUCCCCCCCACCACAGAGAAGACCAUAGAGGAGAAGGUGAAUGAGAGUGACAUGGGAGACGGCCCCACUGUGGGCCCCAGCCCCCCAGCGGUCACCUCCAUCCAGGAGCAGCCGGGGCUGACCACACCGGUGAGAGUAGAGGCCCCUGUGGACUCCAUGCUUAAAGACAUGGCAACCAUCAUCUUCAGCACCUUCCUCCUGGCCGGCUGGGUAGCCUUCAUCAUCAUCUACCCCAAGAGUGUUCACAAGCAGCAGCAGCUGCAGCAUGAACAGUUCCAGAGGCAGUUGGAUGAGAGGCUGGAUCUCCUGAGGAGACAGCCGUUCCCUCCCCCAGGGACCGACCUUCCCCUGCUGGCCCCGGAUGCUGACUCAGACCACAGCAGCCCCAACGGCACCCCCAACAUCACCCCCCGCGCAUCCAACCACUCCAACCUGUCUGUGUCCGAGCUGGGCAGCUCCGCCAAUGAGCAUGAGGACGGAGAUGAGGACUCUGACGUGGUCAGAGUUGGAAAGAUAACGUUCCGGCCCAAAAAUGUUUUGGGACACGGUGCAGAGGGAACCAUCGUGUAUAAGGGUCAGUUUGACAACCGUGCCGUGGCGGUCAAGAGGAUCCUCCCAGAAUGCUUCAGCUUUGCUGACCGUGAGGUGGACCUGCUACGUGAGUCAGACGAGCACCCCAACGUCAUCCGCUACUUCUGCACCGAGAGGGACCGGCAGUUCCAGUACAUCGCCAUAGAGCUGUGUACCGCCUCACUGCAAGAGUAUGUGGAGAGACAGGAUUUUGACCGCCAUGGACUGGAGCCUGUGAUGCUGCUGCAGCAGACCAUGUCAGGACUGGCACACCUGCACUCCCUUAAUAUAGUGCACAGAGACCUGAAGCCCCACAACAUCCUGGUGUCCAUGCCCAACGCCCACAGCCGGGUGCGGGCCAUGAUAUCCGACUUUGGCCUGUGUAAGAAGCUGGCGGUGGGCCGACACAGCUUCAGCAGGAGGUCCGGGGUGCCCGGCACCGAGGGGUGGAUCGCCCCAGAGGUCCUCAGUGAGGACUGCAAGGACAACCCUACGUGCACGGUGGACAUCUUCUCUGCAGGCUGUGUGUUCUACUAUGUGGUGUCCCGGGGAUGUCAUCCCUUUGGCAAGUCUCUGCAGAGGCAAGCCAACAUCCUGCUGGGAGCCUACAGCCUGGACCAGCUACAGCCCGACAAACAUGAGGACAUCGUGGCCACAGACCUGAUAGAACAGAUGCUGAGUAUGGAGCCCCAGAGGAGGCCUUCUGCUGAGAGCGUGCUCAAACACCCCUUCUUCUGGAGCCUGGAGAAACAGCUACAGUUCUUCCAGGACGUGAGUGAUAGGAUAGAGAAGGAGCCGCUGGACGGACCAAUUGUAAGGCAGCUGGAGCGAGGGGGGCGGGCCGUGGUGAAGCUGGACUGGAGGGAACACAUCACAGUGCCUCUACAGACCGAUCUACGCAAAUUCCGGUCGUAUAAAGGAGGGUCCGUCAGAGAUCUUCUCCGUGCCAUGAGAAACAAGAAGCACCAUUACAGGGAGUUACCAGCAGAGGUCCAGGAGACUCUGGGCUCCAUCCCUGAUGACUUUGUCUCCUACUUCACCUCCCGCUUCCCCCACCUGCUGCGCCACACCUACCUGGCCAUGCACACCUGUGCACACGAGAGGUCCUUCCUUCCCUACUACCCCAGCUCAGAGCAGCUCACCUGGAUACGGACUCCCUACACACACCCCGGGCCACGCACACACCCCGUGCCCAAGGCCACACCCCCGCUGCAGACACACACGUUGCAGCCGGAGGAACCAACACCGUCAAACACCGUACCCUCACAGCCUAUGAUGGUGUCAAACACAAUCCCAUCCACAGCACCCCUACAGUCAGUGACCGUAUCAGACUCUACACCCAUACAGUCAAUGUCAAUCACAACAACAACAACAACAACACCCCCACAGUCAGUGCCAAUCAUAACAAUACCCCCACAGUCAGUGUCAAUCACAACAACACCCACACAGUCAGUGUCAAUCACAUUACCAGUAGAGCCAGUAUCACCCACAUCAUUAUCAGUCCAACCAGUACUGCCUAUAUCACCCCCACCCUCGUCCACACUGCCAGACCUGCCUCCACAGACAGUAUUGCCCACCCAGACCUCAGAACCCCCCACACCGUCAGAAACCCCCCUUACAGAUCCUGUCCCACCUGGACCACACGUACUGCCAGAGCCACAUCCAGCCACACAGGACACGGAGCCUGCCUGAGAGCCAACGAGGGGUGAUGGAUGGGUGCGGCAAAGAGGAGCGUUGCCUUAUGAGUGGACAUAUACUGGGGCUCUGUUGCUCUUUCCUGUGCUGGUGAGGACCAGGCCUGCAGUGCCUGGGAGCUGCCGACAGGGGGAGAAGCAGCCCAAACCAAGUGCCUUUCCUGCUCAACUGAGACAAAAUGGCUCCGAAUGGAACCGUCCCAAGUCCCAAGGUCCCUCGAAGCAUCAAGAAGCCAGCGUGGAAAUGAACUAGUGAGGGGCCGUACUGUGUAGUACAGAGAUAAUCAGUUUUAUUUGCAAUGGAGUCCCUCCUAAUGUCAAGUAUUGUGAGGUAUUUAAGUAUAGUUGGGCACAAAAUACUUGGCAAAGCAAGGGAGGAAUUCUUCUGUUGAUGUUGUUGGAAGAAAAGUUGACAAUGGUAGUUUUACUGUGGAAUCUUGUUAUUUCUCUUAAUGAGCCUUUUCACUGUAAAGAGGUGUAUAUUUUUGUAUAGGAGAUGACUUGAUAAUGACUUGAUAAUUGUGAUGUGGCCAUUGUGCCUUUUUAAAUAACACUGUGCUAUGUAUGUGAGCUCUGAGGGUAGACGCCCCUGAAAUAGUUUUGCUUGCUGCUGCUAGUGACGGCUUGUCUCUCUUGAAUCAAUACCAUUUCAGUGCCUGUCUUCCUGUGCAGGCGAGGGCAGAUAGUCCAAAGGGUGUUUGAACUGAACACUGGUAAAAACAUAAUGUAUGUAUCUUUUCUACUUUUAUCUAGUCUCUGUUAGCGUUGUGCUGUACAUCGGGCACAAGGCAAUAUGUGAUCUGAUUGUGUUUCUAUUGCAGGGCGUCACCCAAAGUCUUGUUUGCUUGAUCUCUGACACACUAGGCAUUUAAAACUUGUUCUGCCUGAAGUCGUGAUAGGAUGAUUACAGAAAGUAUUCACCUUACAUUCUGGGUUAUGGGCUUGAGUUUUUUUUACCAUUCUUUGAUGGAGGAAUUAUAUAUUUUUCUGUCAUCCCAUAUUCCUUAAUGAUGAUCCAACGCAACAUGUUUUAUUCAAUCAUAUCCAUUGUCAGUUGAAUGACAGAUGAAUAGGUAUUUAAUGUAUUACAUUUAUUAACUGUAAUAGUUUGUUAAUAUUUGAUUUAUUUUUUAAGGUGGAUAUUUUGUACUGUCCAUACUACACUGAUCAGAAAUAUAAACACAACAUGUAAAGUGUUGGUCCCAUGUUUCAUGAGCUGAAAUAAAAGAUCCCAGAAAUGUUC
Messenger RNA from Coregonus clupeaformis (lake whitefish), 4897 nucleotides. RefSeq names its product serine/threonine-protein kinase/endoribonuclease IRE1-like. NCBI's taxonomy places the organism in Eukaryota, Metazoa, Chordata, Actinopteri, Salmoniformes, Salmonidae. The record is from RefSeq and is a predicted model, not a curated record. Bases 200 to 3652 code for a protein of 1150 amino acids. Gene Ontology annotation, cellular component: IRE1-TRAF2-ASK1 complex. The transcript is spliced from 22 exons. Gene Ontology annotation, molecular function: ATP binding; RNA endonuclease activity; protein serine/threonine kinase activity. Gene Ontology annotation, biological process: intrinsic apoptotic signaling pathway in response to endoplasmic reticulum stress; mRNA processing; protein phosphorylation.